CCUUUCAAAUCAAAAAGCAAAUUUCCGAACGCCACAAAAAUGACUUUUACAAUAUGGUAGAGCAAUUGUUUGACAUCAGUGCGAAGGACUUUGAGAUGAAGUUGAGACGCGAUGAAUCAAUGCCUCGUGAUACUUCUGCUUUACAAGAGGAUUUGGCCUUCUUAGAUGAUCAAAGAACUAACAGAAAUAUGAUCAUAUCUUCUAAAAUUGACACAGAGCUUGAAGCAAGGUUUCAGAGAAAGAUUGAUAGAUGCAAGAGGAAAGAAGAAUAUAAAGAUCGAGUACAGAAGAGCAACGAUUCGAUAAUUCGUGACAACAAAGAAAAAAUUGGGGAAAAAAGGCAAUGGAAUCACAACUUUUUUCCUAACAAUGAUAUAAAUUUCAAUUUCGCAAGUGAGGAACCUACAGAACCUUAA
Hydra vulgaris (swiftwater hydra) is the source of this 416-nucleotide messenger RNA. The record is from RefSeq and is a predicted model, not a curated record. NCBI's taxonomy places the organism in Eukaryota, Metazoa, Cnidaria, Hydrozoa, Anthoathecata, Hydridae.